GACAUAGACGAAUGCGCUUUGAAAUUGGCUCAGUGUGACUCUUUCGACUACCCAUUGUGCGUCAACACUGUUGGGAGCUACGCCUGCAGGUGUGCUCCGGGUUGGGAGCUCUUCCUAAAGAACGAAUCGUUCAUUUCGCACCCGUUUCUGCGACGACACACUGGUCUUCUAACCAACCAAACCUGCAUACCGAAAAGAUGUCCGCUGCCGCUGAACGACUUACAGAACGGUUUCAUAGAGCUAUCGUCACCGUAUCCAGUAGUCGGAAGCACUCUCAAAAUUCACUGCAACUACGGGUACUUCUUCGCAGGCGGAUUCAGGGGCAUCGCUACGUGUUUAAACAACCAGACAUGGUCGUUGAAAGUUCUCAAAUGUAUCCGUAAGUCAAUAAAUCUAAGAUGUAUUAGAACAUUUUAGGC
Soboliphyme baturini is the source of this 419-nucleotide messenger RNA. NCBI's taxonomy places the organism in Eukaryota, Metazoa, Nematoda, Enoplea, Dioctophymatida, Soboliphymatidae. The record is from the annotation of a GenBank genome assembly.